This is a messenger RNA of Yamadazyma tenuis ATCC 10573, 2429 nucleotides long. RefSeq lists its product as uncharacterized. Lineage: Eukaryota; Fungi; Ascomycota; Pichiomycetes; Serinales; Debaryomycetaceae. The record is from RefSeq and is a predicted model, not a curated record.
AUGGCAACGUGGAAGACCAUGAAAACAGUCACAGAACAAGACUACUAUGACGAGAAGGGAAACUUGGAAUUCUCAUCUGGCAGAGACCACGAUCGAUUUGACCCCAAAAACGUCAAUGGUGGCUACACACGUAUUGACACGGCAGAGCAAGUGGCUAAGUAUGCCGAAAUGGAUAAGAAAACCGACUUUUUGUUUGUUACAAAAGACACAGACAAGCAGGAGGUGGCCAAGUACCGGCACGAGGAUAACAACGAAGAUUCCGAUGAUGAUAUUCUCUAUGACGAGGUCGAAACAAUGGAGACGGCCGAUGCGUUGCAGUCCACCCGAGAAAUGCUCAACGAGGGACAGAAGUUCUCAUAUGUGGGUAUAGUCAAACUCAUAAUGGUGGAUAUGGCAGCUGAAUUAGCAGGUAUCAAGCAGUCCACCACAUCCAAAGUUGCCCGUCAGUUGAGUGCCAGCCAGAAGAACUUUGCCAACUGGUCCAUGUAUAUCUCUGGAAAGGUGUACUCCCAUUUGAAUGUUAAUGAGGACGAGCAGAAGAUGAUUGAGAAUUUAAGCAUCCAUGGAGUCAAUGUACUGGACUUGACGUCCAGUUUGGUCAAAGAAGACGAUAGGAAGCCGGGACCGUUGAGCCUUGACUGGGUGCUCGUGUGUGACUUGUUUCUACUUCUUUUGAGUGAUGGGUACUAUGAUAGUCGCAGUCGAGCGUUGCUCAUGCGGUUUGCCAAUGAAUUGGCAAUUGAAAAAAUAGAAGUGUUCCAGUUUGAGCGUAGGCUUCUAAAUAGCUUGGAGCUCGAGACAAAGGACAAAUCAUUGGAAGACAAAGAAGAUAAGCUCAAUGACAAACAAAUCAUCCAGAAGUAUAUAAAGCGGAACAAGGGCAGAAGAAUGGCAUAUAUUGGACUAGCUACCGUUGGAGGUACUUUGGCCAUUGGCCUUUCUGCCGGGCUCCUCGCUCCGGUUAUAGGUGCUGGUUUGGCUGCCGGGUUGACCACCGUAGGAAUCGGGGGUACCAGUGGGUUCCUUGCUGGUGUGGGAGGUACCACCAUCAUUACCACGGGAGGAGUUAUGCUUGGUGCGAAAGUUGGUUCCAAAGCUGGUAUGAGACGUGCAGGAGAUGUGGAAACGUUUGAAUUGAAGCCUUUACACAAUAACAAGCGAUCUAACCUCAUCAUCACCGUCAGUGGGUGGAUGACUGGUAAAUCCGAUGACGUACGGUUACCAUUCUCCACUGUCGACCCUGUAAUGGGAGAUUUGUUUUCGGUGCUUUGGGAACCAGAGAUGUUGAAAUCCAUGGGUCAAACCAUUCUGAUUUUGGCCUCUGAAGCGUUGACAAGCUCCAUCCAGCAGAUCCUAGGGGCCACGAUUUUGACGUCGUUGAUGGCAGCCAUUCAAAUUCCCGUGGCUUUAUCCAAACUUUCUUAUCUUGUUGAUAACCCAUGGAACGUUUCGUUGGACAGGGCCUGGAAGGCAGGCAAGAUCUUGGCCGAUACUUUAGUGUCGGGGAAUCUUGGCGUACGGCCCAUGACACUCGUAGGAUUCUCGUUGGGGUCUCGGGUGAUUUACUCGUGCUUGGUGGAAUUGGCACAAAAAGGGUGUUUUGGGUUGGUGGAAAACGUCAUAAUCUUAGGGACCCCUAUCACUAUCAAUAAAGACCAGCUUGGACUCGCCAGAUCUGUCGUGAGCGGGAAAUUCAUCAAUGGCUACUCGCGCAAAGACUGGGUUCUUGGGUACUUAUUCAGAGCAACUGGAGGAGGAUUGGCGUCGGUGGCAGGAAUUGCACCCAUCAACGACUCGUACGGAAUAGAGAACAUCGAUGUGACCGAGUUUGUGGAGGGUCAUAUGGCGUACAGAAAGGCCAUUCCCAAGAUUCUACAGGAGCUUCAAUGGGAAGUUCUUGACGAGGAGUUUGCCGAAAUCGAAGAACCAGAUAAUGAGGAAGGAGAACGUCAACGGCAGUUGAUUCACGAGUUCGACGAGGCCCGGGCCAAGAUGAAGAAGGAGAUCGAGGAUGAGCAAAAGGAACAAACGGAGAAGAAGGGAUGGAAGAAGUUUUUUUCAAGACGUCAAAACAACUGGUGGAGUGAUAUUGGUGAAUCUUCAGAUACCACUGGAGAAGAGUAUAUUGAGCAAGAAAACCCUACACCCAUUUUUGAUGUGGGCUCACUCUUGAAGGAGGCAAAGGAAAUCGAACAUCUUUCCAUUCCUGAUAAACUGCAACUCCCUCAGGAAGUUCCUAUCACCAAGCCAGUGCUGGAGCUGAAGUUGGAGCUGAAGCCGGAGCAGAAGCCGGUACUCACCAGUAUCUCUGAAACUGUAGCCCAAAAGUCCACGCAGCUCAAGCAUAAAGCCUCCGACAUGUUGCUGAAACCACUGGAAUCUUCUUUGGACAAAGCAUAAUUCUACCACAAAUAUACAUUUGCAUUUAA